AAGAGAAAAGAAGCAUUAGAAGAGAAGGGAAAACAGUAGAGUAGAGAAAAAGACAAUGAUGGAGAUGGAGGCGCAUAACCCAGACAGGUAGGGUCCAAUUCCUCCAUAAAAUUCAAUUCCCAUUCCAUUUCUAUCUCCAUCUUCCUCCCUACUCCACCUCCAUUAAAACCCACCAUUGCUUUUCCUUUCCUCCUCCUCCUCCUCCUCCUCCUUCUUCUUCUUCUUCCAAUUACUUCUUUUCUAAUCAAACCCAACCACCCUCUUUCCUUAAAUCCCCCCUUCUCUAUCUUCCUUCUAUUUCAUGCUUUCUCAACAUUCCAUGUCGACUAUUUCCAAAGAUGACAAUAUGGUUUUGUCCUCUGAGGACUCUUCAUCCCCCGAUGAUUCCGAAAUCGAAUUGGGCUUAGGGCUUUGUCUUGGUCUUCGUGAUUCCCCACCUAACAUUCACAAAACACCCAUUGGAGGUAUUCAAUUUCGUAGAAUUUUAACGGCUGAGGAUUUUCCUUCCUCCAUCUCUUCUUCUUCUUCUUCUUCUUCCACUUCAUCUGUUUGUUCCUCCUCUUCUCUUCGUGGAGUCAAUCUCACUGAUGCCUCCAACACUAAUUCUGAUUCUGCUCCAACCGUUAAUGGCGGGAGUAGCCAGGUCGUGGGUUGGCCCCCAAUCAGAGCUUCUAGGAUCAGUACCUUGGUUAACCAGGCAAAACCACAUUCUGUAGAAGAAUUCAAGGUAGAUACUGGAAAGGAUAAAAACAAGCAUCAGAAGAUAGGAGUGCUUAAGGGUAUUAUUAGUGGUAAAGACCAAGCAAAGGAAGAGAGUAGGAAUUUCAGAAAUUCCGUGUACGUGAAGGUGAAUAUGGAUGGAGUUCUUAUUGGACGAAAGGUUAACCUUAGUGCUCACAGUAGCUAUGAAACCUUGGCCCUAACAGUUGAGAACAUGUUCCUUGAUCCUACUGCUCUGGUUAACUCAACUGGAUCAAGCAUAAAGGAACAUGACGGAGUGAGACCCUCCAGACUACUAAAUGGACAUUCUGGGUACAUGCUUACUUAUGAAGACAGGGAAGGAGAUUGGAUGCUUGUUGGCGACGUUCCUUGGGGAAUGUUUACCCACUCGGUGAAGAGGCUCAGGAUAAUGAGAGCAACAGAACUCAAUCAAAUUGGCAGGUGAUCUGCCAGCAAGAUUGAAACUCACCAACUGAAGAUAUUUUUUCUUUCAUUUUCUUUUGCACGACACCUAUUCUCUUGGGGAGUUUGAAGCUCUGUAGCAGCAAGAGAAGGGAUUGGUGGUCUUAUUUGAGGAAGGCCAAUAUGCAUGGAACUGCGGUAAAGCUUGAAAAACUGUGCAAAUGAGGUAAUAGGCGAAGCAUUUUGAAAGCAAAAGGAUUGGCUGUUUUUUUUUUUUUUUUUUUUCCUUCUUAUUAUUCCCUCUGCUAUGGGAAUUGUCAACUUGUGUAAUUUGGAAGUCAUAAGCCAUUCACAUAUACAGAUGUGGGAAUGUUUGUUGUGAAUAUGAGAGCAAAUAAUGCUCAGCUUAAGCCUUUUUUGGCCAUGAAGAGCUUUUUAUUUUUUUAUUUUUCAAA
Messenger RNA from Cucumis sativus (cucumber), 1577 nucleotides. RefSeq names its product auxin-responsive protein IAA11. The transcript is spliced from 4 exons. Gene Ontology annotation, cellular component: nucleus. The record is from RefSeq and is a predicted model, not a curated record. Gene Ontology annotation, biological process: regulation of DNA-templated transcription. The coding region runs from base 302 to 1165 and encodes 287 amino acids. Gene Ontology annotation, molecular function: protein binding. Lineage: Eukaryota; Viridiplantae; Streptophyta; Magnoliopsida; Cucurbitales; Cucurbitaceae.